Messenger RNA from Telopea speciosissima, 1198 nucleotides. Its product is annotated as formyltetrahydrofolate deformylase 1, mitochondrial-like. Gene Ontology annotation, molecular function: formyltetrahydrofolate deformylase activity. Gene Ontology annotation, biological process: 'de novo' IMP biosynthetic process. The coding region runs from base 131 to 1102 and encodes 323 amino acids. The transcript has 8 exons. The record is from RefSeq and is a predicted model, not a curated record. NCBI's taxonomy places the organism in Eukaryota, Viridiplantae, Streptophyta, Magnoliopsida, Proteales, Proteaceae.
UGGUGGUGGGUGAGUAGCUACGCCGGCGGUCACCAAACCAGCAACGCAGAGAUCUCUCCCUCUGGCCUCUCCCAGUUAUAGUUGCAAUCUCUAGUCUCUCUCCUGGAAGAGGAGAGGGGAGAUAGAAGCGAUGACUCAAAAACUUCUCCGAAACGUGUUGUUCAGUUUCCCGCAGGUUAUAGGAUUCACAAGGAGGGCCGUCAGCACAUGGCGAUUUCCCGCCGACCCUUCCACGUCCGCUACUACUCUCGGAAUCCACGUCUUUCACUGCCCUGAUGAAGUUGGGAUUGUCGCCAAGCUAUCGGAGUGCAUAGCUGUGAGAGGGGGAAACAUUCUCAACGUAGACGUGUUUGUUCCUGAAAACAAGCAGUUCUAUUGUCGAAGCGAGUUUGUCUUUGACCCCAUCAGAUGGCCACGGGCAGAAAUGGAUGGGGACUUUUUCAAACUGUCAAAGAUGUUUAAUGCAAUGAAAUCCAUUGUACGGGUGCCCGACUUUGACCCCAAAUAUAAAAUUGCAGUUCUUGCUUCAAAGCAGGACCACUGUCUGGUUGAUUUGCUACAUGCAUGGCAAGACGGGAGGCUUCCUGUUGAUAUAACUCGUGUUAUAAGUAAUCAUGACAGAGGUCCAAAUACCCAUGUUAUUCGUUUUCUUGAAAGGCAUGGAAUUCCAUACCAUUACUUGUGCACGGCUCCAACAAAUAAAAGAGAAAGUGAAAUCUUGAAUUUGGUUCAACACACUGAUUUUCUAGUGCUAGCUAGAUAUAUGCAGAUUUUAUCUGGAAAUUUUUUAGAGAACUAUGGAAAGGACAUAAUUAACAUUCACCAUGGCCUUUUGCCAUCAUUCAAGGGUGGAAAUCCUGCUAGACAGGCCUUUGAUGCUGGUGUAAAGUUGAUUGGUGCAACAAGUCACUUUGUAACUGAAGAACUUGAUGCGGGGCCAAUUAUUGAGCAGAUGGUAGAGAGAGUCUCCCACCGAGAUAACCUGCGGAGUUUUGUUCAGAAAUCAGAGAACUUGGAGAAGCAAUGCUUGGAAAAGGCGAUAAAAUCAUAUUGUGAGCUUCGAGUGCAACCCUAUGAAAAAAUCAAGACUGUUGUAUUUUGAAGGGAAUAUGGAAUGGAGAAAAUUUAAAGUUAGAGGAAUUGUGCGAUGUAUCUGCUGCCAAUCAUUAUGUUAAUUCUCCUCAUUUCUAUUGUCUCA